Molecule: messenger RNA, 459 nt
Organism: Arctia plantaginis
Lineage: Eukaryota; Metazoa; Arthropoda; Insecta; Lepidoptera; Erebidae
Source: the annotation of a GenBank genome assembly
AUGAGUACAACAGAAUUGCAAGGGGACGACUGGGACUUACCUUGUUCAGAUGAUGAAAUAUCAAAAUCUGGUAUUUUUAUUGGUAAACACUGGAUGCCAGAGCCGGCGGAAAUUGAGGAACUUUACAAAGCUUUGGAUAAAAGUGGAACUCUGCCAUUGGAGUGGAAGUGCCCGGGUAGACGACCACCGUCUCCUGUUCCUAUUAGCAAGGAAAACCAACCGGAGCUUCCAGCGUCACCAAUCAGAGAAGAAAAGUCCGACUUCGAUUUCAUGGACGAAGUGAAUUCAUUGCGUUUGCGAGUACGUAGAGAAGGGGAGGAUACAUUGAGAGGCUCAGCUAAGAAGAAAACUACAUCUUUUGAUGGUAUUUUAUCCAAUAUGAUAAGACAUAAAAGAAUAGAGCAGAUGGAGAAACAAGCUAACACAUCUCCCUCCACACCAUCCUCCAGCGGUAGCUGA